AUGACAGCUGACUUUGCUUAUGAAGGAUGGAGUGUCAGAACAUUGACAGACACCAUGAGGACAGCCAAGGUUUCAGAGUCUGCAGUGGAAGCAUUUACAGAAAAUGGGAUAGAUGGCAACAAACUGAGGACUAUGACAGAAGACAAUUAUAAACAAAUGGGGCUAAGUAAAUUUGGUGACUGGCUUGAUGUUGAGGAAUUUCGUGAAACCUUACAGCGUCAGCCUGCAAACAACAACAAAGUCUUUCUCGGAAAUCCGAAGAUUUUCAAUGACCCAAUACAUGGGAAUAUCCUUCUGAACCCUGUGUGUCUGGCAAUCAUCGAUACACCACAGUUUCAGCGUCUGCGUUACCUGAAACAACUUGGGCUGGUGUAUUUUGUUUAUCCUGGUGCCGCUCAUAACAGAUUUGAACAUUCCCUAGGAGUUUGCCAUUUGGCUGGUCAGUUUGUACGAUCCCUGAGAGGUAGCCAGAAAUAUUUAGGAAUCACUGAUCAAGAUAUUCUCUGUGUUGAAAUUGCUGGACUUUGCCAUGACCUUGGUCAUGGUCCAUACUCGCAUACAUUUGAUCAGAUGUUCAUCCCUGCAGUGAUGCCAGAAAGUCAAUGGACUCAUGAACAAGCUUCCAAGGAUAUGUUUGAUUAUCUGGUUGAAAAGAAUAACUUGCAAGAAGUGUUCAAGAGUCAUGGGCUGAAUGAGACUGACAUGGUAUUCAUCAAAGAACUGAUCACACCAAACAUGGGUAAGGAUGGGAAAUGGCUUCAUCGUGGCAGGCCAAAAGAAAAAGCAUAUCUGUAUGAGAUUGUUGCUAAUAAACGCAACAGUAUCGAUGUUGACAAAUGGGACUACAUGGCAAGAGACUGUCAUCAGCUGGGAAUUCGCAACAACUUUGACCAUUUGCGCUUCAUCCAGUUUGCCAGAGUCAGUGCACUAGACGACCAGCUUCAAAUUUGUUUGAGAGACAAGGAAGUCUUGAACCUGUACAACAUGUUCUCAACACGCUAUACACUUCACAAAAUUGCUUAUCAACAUCAAGUGUCUAGUUCAAUGGCCUUGAUGGUGGCACAUGCUCUGAUCAAAGCAAAUGAUCAUGUCUUCAUCACUGGAAGUGAUGGCAAGCAGCGUAAAAUCUCUGAAUGUAUCAAUGAUAUGGAGGCUUAUACACAACUUACAGACAACAUUCUUUUCAAGAUUCUUGACACCGAGAGUGAAGCAGAUGACAUGAAAGCAGCCAAGGGCCUAAUUACGCGUCUGUUGACUCGAGAUCUGUACAAGUGUGUAUAUCACAGCAAGCCAAUAGAUCCUAGGAGAAUGACAGAAAGAAAUGUGGCAACUAUUUCACAAGAGAUCAUAAAAUUAUCUGAUAACAAGCUGACUGAAGAUGAUUUUGUUGUUGAG
Molecule: messenger RNA, 1395 nt
Organism: Candidula unifasciata
Lineage: Eukaryota; Metazoa; Mollusca; Gastropoda; Stylommatophora; Geomitridae
Source: the annotation of a GenBank genome assembly